Messenger RNA from Pyricularia grisea, 2773 nucleotides. RefSeq lists its product as uncharacterized. The transcript has 2 exons. The record is from RefSeq and is a predicted model, not a curated record. Lineage: Eukaryota; Fungi; Ascomycota; Sordariomycetes; Magnaporthales; Pyriculariaceae. Gene Ontology annotation, cellular component: nuclear inner membrane. Gene Ontology annotation, molecular function: chromatin binding. The coding region runs from base 116 to 2287 and encodes 723 amino acids.
UUCCGUCUCGAUCUCCUUGUCGAGAAAAAAAAAAGCCCGGGAAAACAAAAUUUGAUCACACCGCCUUCAGCAUCCCCUCCACGAACGACAUUGACGUUCGCCUCGCAUCGUCACCAUGUCAGACCCAGAAAGCGACUACCUCCAGCCGGGUUUCGACCCUCGUACCUUGACGAUUCCCCGGCUGCGCUCGAUCAUGGUCACUUACAAUAUUCCUUUUCCCUCCAACGCAAAGAAGGGCGAGCUGAUCGAGCUUUUCAACGACCAUGUCGCCCCGCAGGCGCACAAGAUCCUGGCCAAGCGCGAACGGGCAAAGCGUUCGAGCAUGGGCAUCACCGACGCCCAAAUGAUGCAUUCUGCCUCGAUGGAGGACAUGGACGAUUUUGAUGAGGAGCCCCGCGCCCGCACCACGCGGUCGAGGUCGCCGAGGAAAAUCUCCCGGGUUAAGCGCGAGUCGGAGGAACCGGAGCGUCUGAUGCAGUCGGUUGAACGCCCUUUGAGUCCUCGCAAGCGGUCCGUGCGAUCUGUCAGCCGUCAAGCGCCCUCAGACGCAGAGACUGACGGUGACAACCGUUUGGGGGUCCGCGCAACAUCAAGACGGAGUGUUACACCGGCAGUUAAGCUCGAGGCACCUGUCGAGAGGAGGGAGAACGUGUUUGCCUCGCCUCGGCGCAGCGAAUAUAAUAUGCUUUCCGAGGAGGAAGAGGUUGAAGACGGGAACCCCUUCACCAGCGACAAUCCGUUCCAGAGCGGUAGCUCCCCGCCAACUGUCAAGACGCCCAGCAAUAGGCGUCGAACCACUGGUGGGUCGGAAUUGUCCGUAUCAAAAAACAAGUCUGCACAGAGGAGGCGCACCGAUGGGCCCAUUAUCCAAGAGCCCACGUCACGCAAGAUAUCGAGGACUUAUGAGAUCCCUAUGAGCGCGCUCAGGGGACCCAGAACACCAGAGCACCUGACGUCGGUCGAGCCCGGGGAAGAAUUUACUCCCGAUGAGCAGCUCGAAUUGGCGCAGGAGGAAGCAGAGCACGGUGUAGUCGCCAGGCGGGAAGUUGAACCCCCGAAAAGUCGCAGCUGGGCGCCUUUUUGGGUUGUCAUUUUCAUGCUUUUGGGCGUCUAUGGUGGCUGGUACAGACAAGAGAAGAUCAAAGUCGGCUACUGCGGGCUUGGCCAACCGGCCACAGCGAUCCUGCCCCCAGAAGUGCAAGAAAAACUGCCAGAAUGGGCAGAGAUACUUGUAGAGCCCCAAUGCGAGGCUUGCCCUGCUCAUGCAUACUGUUAUGAGGAUUUCUCGGUCCGCUGUGAGGAUGACUAUCUGAUGGUCCCCCACCCGCUCUCGCUCGGUGGUCUUAUACCCCUUCCACCGACCUGUGAACCAGACGGAGAAAAGGUCAGACGAGUGAAGGCUGUGGCGGACAAGGCUGUGGAAGAACUCAGGGAGCGCCGCGCACAAUACGAGUGUGGGACGACGGCUAAGACGGAGGAAGAGAAGCCUGCAACACCUUCAAUAGAAGAGGAGGUUCUGAAGAAUCUCCUAAGCGAAAAGAGGAGCAAGAAGAUGGGGAAGCAGGAGUUUGAUGACCUAUGGGAGGCUGCCAUCGGUGAUAUCAAGGACCGUGACGAGGUCGAGGAAGAGGAAGACAAGGUCUUAGAUUCCUCCGCCGUUUCGCAUACCCGAUUAUCGUCCACCUCCCUUGCUCGACUUCCGCUCACCUGCUCGCUACGACGAACGUUCCGACUCGGACUGGAGCGAUAUAGACUCUAUCUUUGCGCUGUAGUCGUCCUUGUUCUAGGUGGCUUCUGGGCCCGCUUCAAGUACCGGCGCCACGUGGCGACCAAGGCGCAGGUGCCUCGCCUUGUGGACAUGGUCUUGGAGCGGCUGGCGGCCCAGAAGGAGCUCGCUUACGACACGGGCGAGGACGACCCAUUCCUGUUCCUCCCCAACCUACGCGAUGAUGUGCUGCGUGAAAAGCACUCUCUAGCUGAGCGGGAGCGAAUCUGGCAGCGCGUCCGCACCGUUGUUGAGCAGAACAGCAACGUCAGGCAGGGGCAGCGGGAGGGUCGCGAUGGAGAGGUGGGCCGUGCAUGGGAAUGGAUUGGGCCGACUGCGGGCGGUGGCGCCAUUGGCAGUGCCAGUGGUGCACGCCGUCGCACGCUCGGCGGACGCGUCUCGUUCGGCCCCGGCUUGAGCGACAAAGAAGAGCACGAUUCAAGUGCACUUGUCGAGAGCCCGGCGGACAGGACAGCGACGCACAAGAAGUGGAGGGAGGGCGGUGGUCGGCCGGCGUUUUGAACCACGACGGCCUGAUGUGGAGUCCGGACUUAAUGGAUGGGAUGGGGGGCUGUAUGUGGGAUGUGUUGGCGGGCGUCUGGGUUGGGUUGACUUUUUGCUUCGAGUGAUGGGGAUACCAUUUCAGAGGCUGGAUAAUUUGUCAUAGGAGCCUCUUUUUCUUUUGUCGGGGGGCUCGUAUGUGUCUUUCUCUUUGUUGUUUAUCAGUCUGUCUCAUUACCCUGGAAGCGCCUUUUGUUUUUCCAGUCAUGGCCUCAGUACUUGGCCUUCUCAUAUCAUUCUCCUUUGUGUCGACAUUUUUCUCUUGUGUAAUCACAUUUGAUAUUUGACCGAACUCGCUCUGCCAAUGUUGCGUAUUCACAAUCUCAAAACGCUUGCUUACAAUCGCUUGCCAGUAUGGGUAUUUUAUUGUGUUGCGGGCCUUGCAUGACUAGCCGUUUUUGACCACAUGCAGCAACUGCAGCGUGUAAGUCGGGGCGUGGAUAAGGG